AUGGACGACCAUGACAUGGACUCUCCGCCCGCCAGCCGUGCCAGAGGCCGCAUCUCACCCCCUUCCUCUCGCCACGCCAGGGGGCGUCGGGCGGGCGGCCAGGGGAGCUCGGCCGCUCGCGGCUCGUCAAGCCCUCACUACGCCUAUUCAGACGACGAGAGCGGCCAAGGCGAGAUGGCCGUCGACGAUGACAUAGACGAGCUACUCUCGCCCGACCCCCGCGCGGCUGACGAUCGCGGAGACGAUCGCGUUGAUGAUCGCGUUGAUGACGAUGAUGACGAGGAGGGUGGCGAUACCGGCAAGACUGAGGGACAGCGCGAGUGCCUGUGGGAAGGAUGCAACGAGAUGCUCGAGGACCAGGCAGAGCUUGUCAAGCAUGUCCAGGAGGCACACAUUGGGGCGGGACGGCAGCCAUACGCGUGUCUCUGGGCCACAUGCUCUCGACUCGGACAGCGGCAGGCUAGCCGGCACGCACUGCUCACGCACAUGCGUUCACACACUGGCGAGAAGCCGUAUGCUUGUCCUGAGCCUGGCUGUGGACGGACGUUUACUCGCUCCGACGCGAUGAACAAGCAUGUCAAGUCGAUCCACGCUCCAGGUGCACGUCCGAGACGGCGUGAGGAGGUGGUGAUCGACGCUGAGGAGCCGAAGACUGCGGACCGCGACUUGGCCAAGGACGACGAUCUGGCAGAGGUGAUUGUACGCCUGCGUUCCCGCGACCGCAUCCACUACAAGGCCGAAAACGCGGAAGAAGAGGCCUCGGUGCGGUACAUGCGCGAAACGCGGCCUGGAGGGGCACCGGCGCGCAACAGGCGUGGACGCAAGAACGCGGCGUCGGACAGCGACGAGUUUGACGAGGGCGCUGGCAAAAAGUAUCCCAACAAGCGCAAGGUUGACGGAUACCUGAUUGACCAGGGCGACAACGAGGUGCCUCUCAUGAGCCGGUCACGGUGGCAGGCGAAAUACGUCAUGGCCAAGGCCAAGCUCAUGCUCGUCGACGAGGAGAACAAGAUGCGCCGCGAAGAGCUGCUCUAUUGGGAAGAGGAGGAGAAGCGCAUGAUGGCCCAGUUAGGACUUGGCAGCACGUUCCGUCCCAUCCAGAUUCCUGAUUCGCCUGAGCCCGAGCCGCACCAUCGCGAGCCUCGCGAGACCCGAGAGACUCGCACAGAACGCUGGUCGGCGGCCCACCGCCCGCCAGACUCGCGCCGCAGUCGUGGCGGCCACAGCUCGCCUGAGCCACGCAGAAGGACGAGCGGGCGGCGCAGUGCCAAGCACGAGCCUGCGACUCUGGACGAUGAGCUGUAUGAGGCGGCGAUGGGAUAA
Cutaneotrichosporon cavernicola is the source of this 1323-nucleotide messenger RNA. RefSeq lists its product as uncharacterized. Gene Ontology annotation, biological process: regulation of transcription by RNA polymerase II. Gene Ontology annotation, cellular component: nucleus. Gene Ontology annotation, molecular function: DNA-binding transcription factor activity, RNA polymerase II-specific; RNA polymerase II cis-regulatory region sequence-specific DNA binding. NCBI's taxonomy places the organism in Eukaryota, Fungi, Basidiomycota, Tremellomycetes, Trichosporonales, Trichosporonaceae. The record is from RefSeq and is a predicted model, not a curated record. The transcript has 3 exons. Bases 1 to 1323 code for a protein of 440 amino acids.